CCCCAACCAGUCGCUGCUAUCUGUAGCCUAAUGAUGCAGGACAACAACAGUGCUGUGCUUUAGCUGGGACACUUGACUCGAUCUGCGGGGCUUUGGACAGUCAGUCGACAAGACAUCGCUCCGGCUACACGCACCUGCGACAGGUGGCAUAAACUCCGUUUUAAACAUUCACAAAAGGUCUACGAAGCACUGAUGUAGGCUCCCGGUGGGUACGGAAUGGACCAAGACCAUGGCGAAUUGUAAUCCACUUAGAUCACCGUCCUCCACCCUCAGUGAGGUCAACCUGGGACCUUCAGCAAACCCACAUGCCAAGCCCACUGACUUUGACUUCUUGGCUGUUAUUGGAAAAGGGACCUUUGGGAAGGUCCUGCUCGCCAAGCUCAAAGCUGACAAUAAAUUCUAUGCUGUCAAAGUUCUACAGAAGAAAGUCAUCCUGAAGAAAAAGGAGCAAAAGAACAUCAUGGCAGAGAGGAACGUGCUGCUGAAGAGCCUGAAGCACCCUUUCCUGGUGGGCCUCCACUACUCCUUCCAGACCCCAGAGAAGCUCUACUUUGUCCUCGACUAUGUCAACGGGGGAGAGCUCUUCUUCCACCUGCAGAGGGAGCGGUGCUUCUUGGAGCCGAGGGCUAGGUUCUAUGCUGCUGAGGUAGCCAGUGCCAUCGGCUACCUUCACUCCCUCAACAUCGUUUACAGAGAUCUAAAGCCAGAGAAUAUUCUCUUAGACUUUCAGGGCCAUGUGGUACUUACAGACUUUGGGCUGUGUAAAGAGGGAGUGGAGCCGGAGACCACCACGUCCACUUUCUGUGGAACCCCUGAGUAUUUGGCCCCUGAGGUUCUGCGUAAGGAGCCCUAUGACCGCACAGUGGAUUGGUGGUGUCUGGGAGCUGUGCUCUAUGAGAUGAUCUACAGUCUUCCCCCGUUCUACAGCCGGGACGUGUCUGAGAUGUACGAUGGCAUCCUACACAAGCCUCUGCCGCUGCCCCCAGGGAAGUCAGGCGCUGUCUGUAGUCUGCUCCAGGGCCUCCUGCAGAAAGAUCAGCACCGCAGGUUGGGAGCCAUCGCUGACUUUCUACAAAUCAAGAACCAUGUGUUCUUCUCCCCGAUUAACUGGGAUGACCUGUACCACAAGAGAAUCACUCCUCCAUACAACCCCAAUGUGAAAGGGCCAGCGGACACACAGCACAUAGACCCAGAGUUCACCAGAGAGAUGGUGCCUAACUCAGUGGGCCGCACUCCUGAGCUCAACACCGGCACCAGCAGCUCCAAUGCAUUCAAUGGCUUCUCCUACAUCUCUGGUGAAGACAGCUUCCUCUGAGACAGGGAGGAAGGUCCCUCACAGCACCACCACUGCCGAGGUCGAGGUAGAAGUUACCCGUAACCACAUAUCUACAAUUCCAUUCCUUAACCCCAAAUCCUAACCUUAACCUUUAAGUCAGGAGGAUAAAAAAUAUAUUUUACCCUGGAUUCAGCAGUUAGUGGCAACCUCUAUCAACUUCAUUGGCCGCAGCCAUAGAAAUUUAGCACAUUGAACAUCAUGCAUUUUUGUGUAGGUGACGCAAGAAAGAGAUGUUGUAAGAAAACAUUUAAAUGCAUCACCCAAUUGUUGCUUUUGCUGUAGGUGACUGCACUAUGCAUUCUAUUUAUAUGUCCUCGUCUCUGCUUGAAUUCUCAUUUCAGGACAAAGUCUUUUGGCACAUCCAAUCGUGCUGGACUUUUUAUUUGCUAGCAGACAUUAGAUGUUGAUUUAAUUCUCCUUUCACUACAAUGUAAAGUCAACAGUGUGACUACAUAAAGGACAUGUAAAUACAGUACACAUCCCUAGAUGCUAUGUGUAGAAGGUAAAGCAUCAGGUUCUAUGGAAAGUUGUGGUGUGUGGAUUAAGAUGGUCUGAUUAUCUAGACAUCACUAGAACAGGCAGACACAAAUAAUGUGUGUGAAACUCUAGUCGAAACCAUAUUUCUGCUCUUUAAGUGCUGUUUUUAAUACAAACACUGUCGACUUUCCAAACAUUUCUUGUUUUUAAUGAAACAUAUUAUAUUGAGUAUAUAUAUUGAUAUUAUCACUGAGUUUUUGUAGAUUAGAGUACAUAGAGGCUUGACUGGAAUAUUGCGUCCAGGAAUGCUUAACAGCAACAUAAACCUAUGCCAGAUUCUUCUUACAGCUGUAAAGGUGCGUGCCAUGGUGCUAUUAACCUUGUGGAACAAAACAUGUGAUUGUGUCAACACAACAGGUGACAUUAAAGACUGUUGACAUGCCAGCACCAUGUUAAAGAUGACUGAUGCUCAAUGAAGCACAGUUACAAGUAUGUGUACAUAACUUUACAAUAAAUCACUACCCUACC
Messenger RNA from Coregonus clupeaformis (lake whitefish), 2341 nucleotides. RefSeq names its product serine/threonine-protein kinase Sgk2-like. Bases 230 to 1315 code for a protein of 361 amino acids. Gene Ontology annotation, molecular function: ATP binding; protein serine/threonine kinase activity. Lineage: Eukaryota; Metazoa; Chordata; Actinopteri; Salmoniformes; Salmonidae. The record is from RefSeq and is a predicted model, not a curated record. Gene Ontology annotation, biological process: protein phosphorylation. The transcript has 13 exons.